AUGGGCAAUUGGCUCCAAGUUCUGGCAGCAUUGCUCAUGUGUCUCCAUGAUACAACAGCAGCUGUUACCCUGACUCAGCCAACCUCCAUCUCAACCUCCCCGGGCAACACCGUCAAGAUCACCUGUAUCAUGUCCGGAGCCACGAGGUCAGGCAACUAUUGGACGAGUUGGUACCAGCAGAAGCCUGGCAGCGGCCCUGUGUUUGUUUGGGAUGAGACCAGAGGCACCGCUGGCAGUAUUCCCGGUCGAUUCACUGGUUCUGUGGACUCCUCAAUGCAUUUAACCAUCAGUGGUGUUCAACCAGAGGAUGCCGCCGAUUACUAUUGUGGUGCCCAGUAUGCCCACAGUCCAUAUAACUUCUUGUUCGGUACAGGGACCAAGUUGAGUUUGAGACACCCGCGGGGCCCUUCGGUGACUGUCCUUCCGCCUUCACCAGAUCAAAUCACAGCAAAGAACAAGGCGACCCUGGUGUGUCUGGUGAAUGAUUUUAUCCCGGGAGCUGUGGAGGUCGAGUGGACUGUGGAUGGCAGUGCCAGAAGUCAAGGUGUGGAAACCAGUGCGAUCAAACAGCAGGCGGACAACACGUACAGUGUGAGCAGUUAUCUGACUCUGCCAACCUCCGAGUGGGAGUCACACGACCUGUAUUCCUGUGUGGUCAAACACGAGACUCUGGCCACUCCGCUCGAAAAAAGCAUCGCCAGAUCCAGUUGUACCUAAACCAGGAAUGUGCACCGAUAGUCGAUUGAA
Messenger RNA from Callorhinchus milii (elephant shark), 747 nucleotides. Its product is annotated as immunoglobulin lambda-1 light chain-like. The transcript has 4 exons. The coding region runs from base 1 to 717 and encodes 238 amino acids. NCBI's taxonomy places the organism in Eukaryota, Metazoa, Chordata, Chondrichthyes, Chimaeriformes, Callorhinchidae. The record is from RefSeq and is a predicted model, not a curated record.